AUGACAAUUACGAGCGGGUUCCACCUGCUGCGCAUCGACGGGCACUCGCAGACCAAGAACAUUCCCCCGGGCCAGAAGCUCUCCUCCCAGGGCUUCGCCAUCGGCGGCCACAGCUGGCGCCUCGACUACUACCCCACGGGCCUUGCCACGGCGCCGAACCCCGGCUCGGCCGUCUCCGUGUACCUGCAGCUGAUGACCCACAACGUGAAGAAGCUGCUCCAGGCGCGGUACAGCUUCAGCAUCCUCGACCAGUCCGGUGCCACCGCCUACGAGCUCCCCGCUUCCACCGGCACCUUCGCCGGCGUCCCCUUAAUUAUUACACAACCACCACCACGCCAACGCCAACAAACAUGUCGAGGAUGACGGUCCGGGGUGCGGGCACGAGGAGUUCAUCACGAGGGAGUAGCUGGAGCGGCGCGAGGGCCUGGUCCGGGACGACGCCCUCGUGCUCCGCUGCGACGUGCAGGGCGUCACGGAGAUCGCCACCGGCUUGCUCGCGCACGACGACCUCCAUGGGUUCGGUUACGGGAGCGACGACGACACGGAUGACGAGGAUGAGCAGUACCCCACGUUUGGGGCUCCUCGGCACCGGCGGCGGCGAAGGCAGCACCGGAGGCCCGAUGACAGGGAGUACGUCAAGUGGUGCAUGGCGCAGCGGCCUGCUGAACCACCGCGCCGCCGUCAUUAGCCAUCGACGAUCAUAACGGACCGAUCCACCAACUACGUAUGUGCGAUCGCUCAUUGGAUUCCCUUAAUAAUCGGAACACAAAAUGUUUCCAUUUUUUUCUCAAGCUUAUAUGUAUGAGCCGAGGCUCCGAUCUAAUGCAAGGAAAA
Messenger RNA from Brachypodium distachyon (stiff brome), 834 nucleotides. Its product is annotated as BTB/POZ and MATH domain-containing protein 1. Bases 1 to 363 code for a protein of 120 amino acids. Gene Ontology annotation, molecular function: protein binding. The transcript has a single exon. The record is from RefSeq and is a predicted model, not a curated record. Lineage: Eukaryota; Viridiplantae; Streptophyta; Magnoliopsida; Poales; Poaceae. Gene Ontology annotation, biological process: protein ubiquitination.